Molecule: messenger RNA, 2220 nt
Organism: Limulus polyphemus (Atlantic horseshoe crab)
Lineage: Eukaryota; Metazoa; Arthropoda; Merostomata; Xiphosura; Limulidae
Exons: 18
Coding region: 49-2220 (723 amino acids)
Molecular function (GO): serine-type endopeptidase inhibitor activity
Source: RefSeq, a predicted model, not a curated record
GCUUGUUGGACCAGAGGUACAUUCUAUGUAUGUUACAGAUACAGAAACAUGAAAGCUGUGAAAAGUUUUCUCGAAGUUUUAACCCUGUUUUAUGCAAUCCAAGUUUCUCUUGCUGAAUUUGUUUUGAGGGAUGAAAUCGUAAUAAAUGGUCUUUCAUCUCUCGUAGAAGCUAACUGCAGCGGUCCAGACGCAAUGGGCUUCAAGGAAUUUGAAAUAGAAAAAUUCCUAGGGGAUUGGUAUGAAAUUUUCAAGACCGAUUCUGGAUUCGCCAAUUUGAAGUCUGGAUUGUGGCGACUAGAAAUGACAGAAGAUCAAAAGCUGAUGUUUACCUACUCAGCAGAAGCGGAUGAUAAACACUGUAUCAACCCUGUACGAGGAGAAUUGCAGCUAACUGGAGAUAAGCCUGGAGAAGUGAUUUUGAAAUAUGUUCGAUUCAACUCCAGAAUCGAGGAAAAAUUCCAAGUGAUUUAUCUUGAUGAAACUUGCGAAACGGCUGUUGCCUAUGCUUGUUACCGCCACCUGUCGGAUGGUAAGGUUUGUGAUCCUCGAGCAUUGUAUGCUGCUAUUUUGUCACGCAAAAAAUCGUCUCAACUUCCAAGCGGCCUGUCGUUAGUCACCCAGAAUCUGUGUAUCGAUCGUGAUUUGAUGAUUCCUCAGCGUCCUUAUAACUGUGAUCUCAACCAUUAUGAACCAGAUGACGAGCUCGACUCCGAACAAGGCUGGGAAUCAAAGUUAUGUCACGAACAUCCAGACCAUGGGCACUGUGUCCAGUCCCAAGUAAAGUACUACUACAACCCACUCUCUGGACAAUGCGAAACUUUCUUAUAUUCAGGCUGCGGUGGAAACAAAAAUAACUUUCUUACCUUACAAGAUUGUCAAGAAAAGUGUGUUGAUAAAACAGGAACUUUCAUGUGCCCUGAUACUGCAACUUGUGCCUUAGCAUGUCCACUCUGUUGCGAAGAAGAGAACGGAUGCAUCAAAUGCGAUUGUGAAACAACAGCUAAAGUACCAGAGAACGUCCACUCAUCACUUGUACCUCAAGACAAGCUUCCGUUUGAUCCAGACUGUCUGGGAUCUCCCAACGACUGUCCAAAGACGUGUGCUGUAAUAGAAUUUAAUGUUGGGUGUUAUAAGUGUGACUGUAAUCACUCGAAUGUCUCCAAGGUGGACAUGACUGAAGCAGAACACUUAUCUUCUGAUCAUCCAACACCAGAUAACGUCCACUCAUCACCUGUACCUCAAGACAGGCUUCCGUUUGAUCCAGACUGUCUGGGAUCUCCCAAGGACUGUCCAAAGACGUGUGCUGUAAUAGAAUUUAAUGUUGGGUGUUAUAAGUGUGACUGUAAUCAUUCGAAUGUCUCCGAAGUAGACAUGGUUGAAGAAAAUAAUGUCCACUCAUCACCUGUACCUCAAGACAAGCUUCCGUUUGAUCCAGACUGUCUAGGAUCCCCCAACGACUGUCCAAAGACGUGUGUUGUAAUAGAAUUUAAUGUUGGGUGUUAUAAGUGUGACUGUAAUCACUCAAAUGUCUCCGAAGUAGACAUGGUUGAAGAAAAUAAUGUCCACUCAUCACCUGUACCUCAAGACAAGCUUCCGUUUGAUCCAGACUGUCUAGGAUUCCCCAACGACUGUCCAAAGACGUGUGCUGUAAUAGAAUUUAAUGUUGGGUGUUAUAAGUGUAACUGUAAUCACUUGAAUGUCUCCCAGAUGGACAAGACUGAAGAAACACCAGAUAAUGUCCACUCAUCACCUGUACCUCAAGACAAGCUUCCGUUUGAUCCAGACUGUCUAGGAUCUCCCAACGACUGUCCAAAGACAUGUGCUGUAAUAGAAUUUAAUGUUGGGUGUUAUAAGUGUGACUGUAGUCACUCGAAUGACUCUCAGGUGAACAAGACUGAAGCAGGAACUACAGCAGCUGGGUUGGCUCAUUAUGAAGACAUAUAUCCUAUUAAUAAAGGCAGUGAAUGUCUUUCCUCUUGCAGAGUGAUUUUUAUGAAGAACCAACUCUUUUGUAUCUGCAAUAACCUACAUAUUUGUCAUCAACCGAAAAAAGUUGGUUUCUGCAGAGCUAGGAAACCCCGCUACUAUUUCAAUCCUGAAAAAGGGAAAUGCGAGUUAUUCUAUUAUGGCGGAUGUGGUGGGAACGCAAACAGAUUUACAACCUUGGAAGAAUGUGAACAUAAAUGUCAUGGUAAGUACAGAAUGAAAUACAAGAAGUGA